AUGUCUAUAGCACUGGGCGACACUGUUCCUCAUUCAUAUUUUCUCUCCUUUGCUGAGAUAAGUUUCUCUGCUGCCCAUAGCACUGCAUUAAUUGUUCCUCAUUCAUAUUUUCUCUCCUUUGUUGAGAUAAAUAAGUCUCUGCUGCCCAUAGCACUGCGCACACUGUUCCUCAUUCAUAUUUUUUCCUUCUUUUUGUUGAGUUCUCAUUAUUUUUCUUUUCUGCUGCCCAUAGUUCCUCAUUCAUAUUUUCUCCUUUUGCUGAGGCUUGCUGCUCAUAGCACAUGCAUUAAUUGUUCCUCAUUCAUAUUUUUCUCCUUUGCUGAGACAAGUUUCUCUGCUGCCCAUAGCACUGCGCACACUCACUGCGUGACACUGUUCCUCAUUCAUAUUUUCUCCUUUGCUGAGAUAAGUUUCUCUGCUGCCCAUAGCACUGCGCAUACUGUUCCUCAUUCAUAUUUUUCUCCUUUCCUGAGACAACAUUAUACACUGUUCCUCAUUCAUAUUUUCUCUCCUUUGCCUGAGAUAAGUUUGCUGCCCAUAGCACUCCAUGAGACAAGUUUCUCUGCUGUCGGCACUGGCGCUACCCGUUCCUCAUUCAUAUUUUCUCCCUUCACUGCGCACACUGUUCCUCAUUCAUUUUUUCUCCUUUUGCUGAGACAAGUUUCUGCUGCCCAUAGCAUCAUGACACUGUUCCUCAUUCAUAUUUUUUCCUUUAAGGAGAUAAGUUUCUCUCCUCCAUUGUUGAGAUAUUUUUCUCCUUGCUCAUGUGCCCAUAGCACUGCACACACUGUUCUCAUUCAUAUUUUUCUCCAACAUCAUGCACACUGUUCCUCAUUCAUUUUUUCUCCUUUGCUGAGACAAGUUUUUGCUGCCCAUAGCACUGCGACACUGUUUCAUUCAUAUUUUCUCCUUUUGCUGAGACAAGUUUCUGCUGCCCAUAGCAUCAAUGCACACUGUUCUCAUUCAUAUUUUCUCUCCUUUGCUGAGAUAAGUUUCUCUGCUGCCCAUAGCAAACAAGUUUCUGCUGCCCAUAGCACUGGCGCACACUGUUCCUCAUUCAUAUUUUUCUCCUUUGUUGAGACAAGUUUCUCUGCUGCCCAUAGCACUUGCUGGAGAGACACUGUUCCUCAUUCAUAUUUUCUCUCCUUUGUUGAGAUAACACUGCACACUGUUCCUCAUUCAUAUUUUCUCUCCUUUGCUGAGACAAGUUUCUCUGCUGCCCAUAGCACUGCGCACACUGUUCCUCAUUCAUAUUUUCUCUCCUUUGCUGAGAUAAGUUUCUCCGCUGCUCAUGGCACUGUGCACGCUGUUCCUCAUUCAUAUUUUCUCAUCUUAUUUGUUGUCUCCUCCUAUCUUGCUGUAGGUGUUCCAUGCAUUGUUCACCCUCCAUUGAAGCACAUCUCAACUGCUGGUAUUGCCUGUCUCUUUCUAGGAAUUCCUGCCUCUACUCUUCCAUUAUCCUCCAUCUAUAGAGCAUCAUUUUCAUGUCAGCAGCAUCGAGUUUUUAUUGUUGGUUCAUGA
Messenger RNA from Acanthosepion pharaonis, 1521 nucleotides. NCBI's taxonomy places the organism in Eukaryota, Metazoa, Mollusca, Cephalopoda, Sepiida, Sepiidae. The record is from the annotation of a GenBank genome assembly.